Rangifer tarandus platyrhynchus (Svalbard reindeer) is the source of this 546-nucleotide messenger RNA. The record is from the annotation of a GenBank genome assembly. NCBI's taxonomy places the organism in Eukaryota, Metazoa, Chordata, Mammalia, Artiodactyla, Cervidae.
AUGGAGGACGAGCAGGUUCCAGACAGCACCAACGCGGGCGAGAUCUUCGAUUUGAUUCGCUCCAUCAAUGACCCGGAGCAUCCCCUGACGCUAGAAGAAUUGAACGCAGUAGAACAAGUCCGGGUUCCGGAGCCCUGGAAGAAUUACUGCUCAGCUCUGCCCAUCUGGCAGCUGCUGAAGCCAAACCCCUGCCAGCUGGAACCACUGACCCGGUACCUUGUAGCUGUUACCGCUGGGUCAAAGGCAGCCCCGCAGUCCAUCCAGCGGCACUGCCGCGUUGAGAGAGGGGAAGGAGGAGCUCCCGAGGGGUGGACGCGGGUGCCUGUGACUUUACCAAGUGACAACAACAUCCUUGUGAAAGGAUUAGAGGCAGUGGAUCCAGUAGGAUUGAUGUGCCAUUUUAAUGCAUGCGAAUCAGCCUGUAAAAAAGCUCCCACAUGCUGCGCUAAGUGUCCAACCUCCCCACUUGAUGAACCUGCAUCCGGGUCUGGAGUUAUAUUUGUCCACCUGCGGAAUGGACAGGGCACCCAGCGCCGUAUGGCGUGA